AUGACAGGAAAAAUGUAUACAGAAACAACUGGUGGUACAAAACGUGUGAUAGAGUUCUACAAUCACCCUGCUGGCCCUAAGACUGUUUUCUUCUGGGCUCCUACUUUCAAAUGGAGCCUUGGGCUAGCCAACAUCGCUGACUACAAUCGGCCUCCAGAAAAGGUUUCCUACCCGCAACAGUCGGCAGCCGCGGUGACCGGCCUCAUCUUCAUGAACUUGCACGAAAGCUCCACCAAGAUUACGUACUGGGUGGUCCGCCAAAGCCUGAGGCCAUCACGGAGAAGUGAUUCUUCUGAAUCUAAUCGCUUUCCGAUGAUGAGUUCAGAAGUCACCUUCCCUCUCAUGAUCCGCCAUCUUCAUCGCCCGCCCCCUCUCCAGUUCACAAGUGACCUUCCCUCUCAUGAUCCGCCAUCUUCAUCGUCCGCCCCCUCCAAUGUACUUGCAACUAGCAAAAGAAUUGAGAGUCCUGAAUUGCAGUAA
Messenger RNA from Closterium sp. Yama58-4, 480 nucleotides. The record is from the annotation of a GenBank genome assembly. Lineage: Eukaryota; Viridiplantae; Streptophyta; Zygnematophyceae; Desmidiales; Closteriaceae.